AAAGAAAUAACCAGCACCGUAGAAGUGGUGCAAGCUGCCGUGUGCCUCCGGAGCGUUGUGUUUUCUCGCACCUGCUGCAUGCAUGCAGUGGGCUAGAGCAGAAGGCAAAUGCAGCAGCAGCAGCAACAGCAGCAGCGCUUCCGCUGAGAAUAGUUGGACAGGCAAGAUAGCGGCACCGGCGUGUUUUGUGCGAGGCGUGUAUUCUUUAGCAGAUGCCGAGGAACUUGGUGCUGGAGCUGAGCGGCCGAUGCCACCUGGACCGAUGAGUGUCCCGCCAGAGUCGGAGGCAACAGGGGCAGCAGCAAAUCAUCCCGAAAACCUAACCAAAUAUCCAGAGAAAGAACAUUUUCACGCAUAAGAAUUAGGGGUGGAAAGAGCCUUUUGAAGCGCAUCCAUAAUGGACAACAUGUAGUCUUUGGGGAGAUGCUGUGGAGAUCAAAAGGAGCCAGCAAGGAGCAUUCGAGGCAAUUCUUUGGGGGCCUUUUCUGUCAUUGUUCUCAUCUUCUGUUCGUGCUAUUUGCUGACCUUUCCCAGUGGAAUCUGUGCUCCCCCUCCCCAUUUGCUCCACCCCACGCACUUCAAGCCGAGAAGAUGUGCCAGCCUCCGAAACUGUGCCGCAGGACCCCUCGCAAGACGCCCUGAACGGACGAUCUACCUUUCUGUCGAAAUUAUUUCUAAUGACACUGCCUUGUUGCCGAUCAGCAGGAAAUAAAAUCAGAAGCUCCAGGGGAAGGAAUCGGCACGAUGGAAAGGAAAACCAUCUGAAAAUGCCUAGCUGAGAAGGGAUCGUAAAACCCUGGUUCAUUUUUGAAAUAACUCGAUAGCUAAAACCUGCAAAGGAGAUCACAGUUUGCGAGGUCCGACACGGGAAAUGCUGCUCCAAAUAGAAAUAAAUAGCAAUGAUUGAUAGCAGCUUGUCAUCUCGGAGUGCUUUUAACCACCUGCUUUUGGUUUGCGAGUGUAUUUCCGGCCUGUAUGAUGCCUGAAGACAGGAAUACGGGGGUCCGUGCCUCAGGUGCCUUAACAGCAUCCCCCUUUGUUCCCAAAACUACCUACAGGAGAAUUAAGCGGUGUUUUAGCUUCCGCAAAGGUAUUUUUGGGCAGAAGCUGGAAGACACUGUCCGAUAUGAGAAGAGAUACGGAAACCACGUGGCUCCCAUGCUGGUGGAACAGUGUGUGGAUUUUAUUCGUCUGCGUGGGCUGAAAGAGGAAGGGCUGUUCCGACUGCCGGGUCAGGCGAACCUCGUGAAGGAACUUCAGGAUGCUUUUGACUGUGGGGAGAAGCCGCUGUUUGACAGAAACACGGAUGUACACACAGUGGCGUCCCUUUUGAAACUGUACCUCAGAGAACUCCCAGAACCAGUUAUCCCUUAUUCCAAGUAUGAAGAUUUUCUUUCCUGUGCCAAACUGCUCAGCAAGGAGGAGGAAACGGGGCUAAACGAAUUAGUGAAACAAGUCAAGAGUUUGCCGGUAGUCAACUACAACCUGUUGAAGUAUAUUUGCAGAUUCCUGGAUGAAGUCCAGUCCUAUUCUGCUGUGAACAAAAUGAGCGUGCAAAACCUUGCCACUGUGUUCGGUCCCAACAUCCUGCGUCCCAAAGUGGAAGAUCCUCUGACCAUCAUGGAAGGUACCGUAGUGGUCCAGCAGUUGAUGUCCAUGCUGAUAAGUGAACACGAACUGCUGUUUCCCAAGGAUGCUGACAUCCAAAGCGGGCAGGAGGUAUGUAACAACAACAACGAGAUCCAAAAGAAAGUCAUCAUUGGUCAGCUCCAGAACAAAGAGAACAACAACACAAAGGAUUCACCUGUAAAACGCUGCUCCUGGGACACACCCGAGUCUCCUCAAAGAACCAUCGUGGACAACGGGUCUCCUACAGCACAGCCUGGGAGCAAGUCAAACAGCCCCAGGAACAGCAUUCACAAACUGGAUGUCACCAGAAGUCCACCCCUCAUGGUGAAAAAAAAUCCAGCAUUUAAUAAAGGCAGUGGCAUAGUCACCAAUGGGUCCUUCAGCAGCUCUGUGGAGGGCCAAGAGAAAACGUCACCAGCCUUACCCAAUGGUACCUUGCAGGCCAGAAGAACUUCUUCGCUAAAAGGGCCAGUAACCAAAAUGGGCACCCACAGUGUGCAGAACGGAGGUGUGCGGAUGGGUAUUUCCAGCACUGAUACCCACAGCAGUUCUCUGAACAGCCGCAACCACAGCUGGAUGCCCAAUGGGUAUGUGACACUGAGAGACAGCAAGCCCAUGAAUGACUCGGGCCAACACAACAGACUCUCUACGUACGAUAACGUACACCAGCAAUUCUCUAUGGUAAAUGCCGAAGACAAGCAGAGCGUUGACAGCGCCACUUGGUCCACCUCCUCAUGUGAAAUAUCCCUCCCUGAACAUUCCAACUCUUGCCGGUCUUCUACCACCACCUGCCCCGAACAAGACUUUUACGGGGCCAAUUUUGAAGACCCUGUCUUAGACGAACCCCAACACGAAGAGCUCUCCAACCCAGGAGAUUACGAGAGCAAAGGCGACCGGAGGAGUGUCGGAGGGCGCAGCAGCCGGGCGACCAGCAGCAGCGACAACAGCGAAACCUUUGUGGUCAACAACACAAGCAAUCACAGUGCUUUGCACAGCCUCGUAUCGAGCUUAAAGCAGGAAAUGGCCAAGCAGAAGCUGGAGUAUGAAACAAGGAUAAAAAGUCUCGAGCAGAGGAAUCUCUCCCUGGAGACCGAAAUGAUGAGCCUGCACGACGAACUGGAACAAGAGAAGAAAAAGUUUACAAUGGUAGAAAUUAAAAUGCGCAACGCCGAGCGCGCCAAAGAAGACGCUGAGAAGAGGAACGACAUGCUGCAGAAGGAGAUGGAGCAGUUCUUCUCGACGUUCGGGGAACUGACGGUCGAGCCGCGUCGGCCCGAAAGAGGGAACACCAUAUGGAUCCAAUGAGCACAGCUGACCAAGACUGUGGGAUUCUGGGGGAAAGGGUGGUGAGGACAUUUCACUGUAACAGGUGGCUGGUCACCUGACUGAGGCUAGCACUCAAUGUAACACUGUCGAAAGAAAGCGCCACGUCCACGUCCACCAACUGCAUCGGCGGCGUGUCCUUUUCAAAUCGGCAAAUCAUCCCCUUUGAAUGCAUCAUCCGCUACUGUCAUGUGUUAUCCCUGGGUUUGUGUAUAUAGGUUUUAAAUAGGUCAUCUUGAGGAAGAAAACAUAGAAAGAGAUGAGGGGGUGGGGGGAAAGAUAUUUUAGAGGCAAGUCUUAUAUUUAAACCGACAUGUCAUUGCAAUCAAGCUUUAUAUUGAGGCUUUUCUCCUUUGCACUUAACAUAAUAAGCUAUUUUUGGCAUUGUGUUACCAUCGGCUUAUUUUGUAUAUUAAUUUUCUUUCUGUUGCCCCUCUGCUGGGGAAUUGAGAUAAAUAUAUAUAAUGUUAGCUAUUAAACAAAAAAGAUAGUGUGACUGUGCUGUUUGUGCCAAUAGAUCUGCCCAUGACCAAAAAAAAUACCCCACAAAAAGUGUAAAUAAUUUUAUAAAAAUAUAACAUGAGCAUCUAAUAACUUCAAA
Sphaerodactylus townsendi is the source of this 3553-nucleotide messenger RNA. RefSeq names its product Rho GTPase activating protein 24 (gene ARHGAP24). The coding region runs from base 976 to 2934 and encodes 652 amino acids. The transcript is spliced from 7 exons. NCBI's taxonomy places the organism in Eukaryota, Metazoa, Chordata, Lepidosauria, Squamata, Sphaerodactylidae. The record is from RefSeq and is a predicted model, not a curated record. Gene Ontology annotation, biological process: wound healing, spreading of epidermal cells; activation of GTPase activity; signal transduction. Gene Ontology annotation, cellular component: focal adhesion. Gene Ontology annotation, molecular function: GTPase activator activity.